AUGUUAGCAGCGAAGAAAUUACAAGGUCUUCAUGCAAUUAAAUAUAUAAUUUUCCCUAUUGUUCUAGAAGGGAAAGAAACGAUAAUGCUAAGAGUUCUAUCACUCAGAAAAUUUUACUUCUAUAAAACGAAAAAAACCAGACCAAAUAUUGCUAACGGAUUCGGACAGAUAGAACUGGUGUCUGAUACUGAUAAUAUUCCGAAGAUGUGGGAGCAAAGAAAAGAAAAUAAUCUCCUUCUGGGCAAUGGAACAAUCGCGAAUAAACGCAAAUUUGAUAUUCCUUACUACAGUGAGGGUGCAAGAGCAUCUUUAAUAAGGAAUAUCUUUUCAGAUGCUUAG
Molecule: messenger RNA, 339 nt
Organism: Sphenostylis stenocarpa
Lineage: Eukaryota; Viridiplantae; Streptophyta; Magnoliopsida; Fabales; Fabaceae
Source: the annotation of a GenBank genome assembly